Molecule: messenger RNA, 1137 nt
Organism: Hippopotamus amphibius kiboko
Lineage: Eukaryota; Metazoa; Chordata; Mammalia; Artiodactyla; Hippopotamidae
Product: zinc finger homeobox protein 3-like
Exons: 1
Coding region: 1-1137 (378 amino acids)
Biological process (GO): regulation of transcription by RNA polymerase II; regulation of neuron differentiation; brain development
Cellular component (GO): nucleus
Molecular function (GO): DNA-binding transcription factor activity, RNA polymerase II-specific; RNA polymerase II cis-regulatory region sequence-specific DNA binding
Source: RefSeq, a predicted model, not a curated record
AUGGUGAACACUUUGAAGAGGAAGCUGGAGGAAAAGGCCAGUGUGAGCCCUGUGAGCAAAACCAUGGAGUUGUCUCCCAGAACUCUUCUUAGCCCUUCUUCCAUCAAGGUGGAAGGGAUUGAAGGUUUUGAAAGCCCUUCCAUGUCCUCAGUUAAUCUACACUUUGACCAGACUAAGCUGGACAAUGACAACUGUUCCUCAGUCAACACAGCAAUCACAGAUACCACUACUAGAGAUGAAGGUAACGCAGAUAACGACAGUGCAAUGGGAGUAGCAACUGAAACCAAAUGCUCUUCUGCGCCCAGUGAAGGGUUGACCAAAGCGGCCAUGAUGGCAAUGUCCGAGUAUGAAGAUCGGUUGUCAUCCGGUCUGGUCAGCGCAGCCCCAAGCUUUUAUAGCAACGAGUAUGACAAUGAAGGUACAGUGGACUACAGUGAAACCUCCAGCCUUGCAGACCCUUGCUCCCCAAGCCCUGGUGCAAGUGGGUCAGCAGGCAAAUCUGGAGACAGCGGGGAUCGGCCCGGGCAGAAACGUUUUCACACUCAAAUGACCAACCUGCAGCUGAAGGUCCUCAAGUCAUGCUUUAAUGACUAUAGGACACCCACCAUGCUAGAGUGUGAAGUCCUGGGCAAUGACAUUGGACUGCCAAAGAGAGUUGUUCAGAUCUGGUUCCAGAAUGCCCAGGCAAAAGAAAAGAAGUCCAAAUUAAGCAUGGCCAAGCAUUUUGGUAUAAACCAAACAAGUUAUGAGGGACCCAAAACAGAGUGCACUUUGUGUGGCAUCAAGUACAUCACUCGGCUGUCUGUACAUGACCAUAUCUUUCCCCAACAGCAUAUCUCCAAAGUUAAAGACACCAUUGGAAGCCAGCUGGACAAGGAAAAAGAGUACUUUGACCCAGCCACUGUAUGUCAGUUGAUGGCUCAACAAGAGUUGGAACGGAUUAAAAAGGCCAAUGAGGUCCUCAGACUGGCAGCUCAGCGGCAAGGGAUGUUUGACAACGCCCCUCUUCAGGCUGUCAACCUUCCUACGGCAUAUCCGGUGCUCCAGGGCAUUCCUCCUGUGUUGCUCUCUGGCCUCAACAGCCCCUCCUUGCCGGGCUUUACUCCAUCCAACACAGGUGGGUUCUUCUCUCGGUGA